GUCGUAAAAUUGUUGACAAAAGCGUUAAGUGAUACCUAUCUAUUUUUUGGGAAAAUAUUAUUAAUUAAAUAACAAAUAAAAUAUAAAUUCAUCUGUUUAUACGUUUAAAUUUAAUACUCGUAGAAAACUAACUGCAUUCUAAUUUAUAACAAAAAAAUAUAAAUUCAUUUAUGUACCCGAACAAUAUUGUUUUACUGGAAAUUCUAUAAAUAAUACGAUGGCAGAUGAUAUCGUUUUUGAGUUAUUGCAUUCUGAAAUAAUUAAUUAUGCACUUGAACAAACAAAAGAUAAUAGUAAUAAGGAAACUGAUUUAUCAGUAGUGGAGUAUAUAGGUUUUGCAGCUGGUUAUAAAAUUAUGGAACGAUUGACAAGAGAAUGGCCGAGAUUCAAGGAUGAACUAGAUACUAUGAAAUUCAUAUGCACAGAUUUUUGGACAUGCAUAUACAAAAAGCAGAUAGAUAAUUUACGCACUAAUCACCAGGGCGUAUAUGUGUUGCAAGAUAAUGCAUUCCGAUUUUUAACAAACUUUUCUAAUGGUCACCAAUACUUGGAAUAUGCUCCAAGAUAUGUAGCAUAUACAUGUGGACUUCUAAGGGGAGGACUUGCAAAUCUUUGCAUUAACAGUGUGGUGACAGCUGAAGUUCAAACUAUGCCUUCAUGUAAAUUCCAUAUUCAUGUGCAGAGAACCUAAAUGCAUUCAAUGUAUCUAUUAUAUUAUAUGUAAUAUAUAUUAGCAUAUUUUAUCUCAAUAAAUAUUUAUCAUAC
Colias croceus (clouded yellow) is the source of this 765-nucleotide messenger RNA. RefSeq names its product trafficking protein particle complex subunit 6b (gene Trs33). Gene Ontology annotation, biological process: endoplasmic reticulum to Golgi vesicle-mediated transport; regulation of GTPase activity. Gene Ontology annotation, cellular component: TRAPP complex; cis-Golgi network; trans-Golgi network. The coding region runs from base 218 to 691 and encodes 157 amino acids. Lineage: Eukaryota; Metazoa; Arthropoda; Insecta; Lepidoptera; Pieridae. The record is from RefSeq and is a predicted model, not a curated record. The transcript has 3 exons.